UACAUYUAAUAAUUUGAGAAAAAAACUUUAUUCAAGCAUUUUCUCAUUAAUUGCAUAAUCAGGAGAUUUAUAAUCAGUAUAUACCGUACAUGACGUGAUUUUUACAAUCAUAUAGUGAAAGUUGUAUAAAAAAAUUAAAGUUAUUUUGAAUGCCAAAACAGGUGACCAUAAGUGACCCGCAAGUGUUGAUCGACGAGAUAAACAGGUUUAUGGCUACACUCAAGAAACUACUAUUAUAUUCCGUAUAUAUUUGCAUACAAGUGGCCGGUUUGGCCGCUUUAGGUCUGUGCUGCAAAUGGGUUGUCCACCAUCUGGGCGGCUAUUCACUGGCCACACCCGAACAGAUAUUCAACUAUCAUCCGGCACUAAUGAUACUGUCGAUGAUAGUAAUCAAUGGUAACGGUAUACUUGUCUAUCGUAUACAACGAUGUGUAGGUUAUCGGCAACAAAAGUGGCUACACUUUGGCAUACAAUUUGUGGCCACAGUGUUGGCACUGGUGGGUGCCUAUGCUGUCUAUCACUUUCACGCCGUCAAACACAUACCACAUCUAUAUUCUCUGCAUUCAUGGCUCGGACUAUCCGUAUUGGUCACAAUGAUACUCAUGUCUUUGGCUGGAUUUGUCACAUUUCUAUGGCCGGGACUCGGCUCAAGUACACAGCGACUAAUCAUACCAUUACACGCCUUCUACGGUCUCUUUAACUUUCUUAUGGCCGCAAUGGUUGUCCUGACUGGACUCACUGAGAAAGCAUUGUUCAGUAUGACCAGUCCUGGCCAACAAUAUCGGGACAGUCCACCGGCUGCGCAGUUGGUUAACUUGAUUGGUAUAGCCGUAGUUAUCUGUACGGCACUUGUACUCGGAUUGGCUAUCAAUGAUGACUUACGGAGACGUGUUAGCGGUAGUGGAGACAAACAAACUAAGAAACAUUGAUUUAUUUAAUGAUAAUUAUAGUCAUUAUAUCAUAUAUUUAUUGAACAAAAAUACUAAUAAAAUU
Molecule: messenger RNA, 993 nt
Organism: Oppia nitens
Lineage: Eukaryota; Metazoa; Arthropoda; Arachnida; Sarcoptiformes; Oppiidae
Product: plasma membrane ascorbate-dependent reductase CYBRD1-like
Exons: 1
Coding region: 150-929 (259 amino acids)
Molecular function (GO): oxidoreductase activity
Source: RefSeq, a predicted model, not a curated record